This is a messenger RNA of Rangifer tarandus platyrhynchus (Svalbard reindeer), 2595 nucleotides long. Lineage: Eukaryota; Metazoa; Chordata; Mammalia; Artiodactyla; Cervidae. The record is from the annotation of a GenBank genome assembly.
AUGAGCGGCUCCAGGGCUCCGGGCCCCGAGGCGGGCGCCUCCGGGGCAGAGCCCCCAGGGGCGGCGCUGAGCGUGGACGUGGCAGGGCUGCUGGCACAGCUGGCGCGCAGCUUCGCGCUGUUGCUGCCGGUGUACGCGCUGGGCUACCUGGGCCUGAGCUUCAGCUGGGUGCUGCUGGCUCUCGGGCUGCUCGUGUGGUGCCGCAGGAGCCGCGGCCUUAAGGCCACCCGCCUGUGCCGCGCGCUGGCGCUACUGGAGGACGAGGAGCGCGCCGUGCGCCUCGGGGUGCGCGCCUGCGACCUGCCGGCCUGGGUUCAUUUUCCAGACACUGAGAGAGCAGAAUGGCUAAAUAAGACUGUAAAACACAUGUGGCCUUUUAUUUGCCAGUUUAUAGAGAAGUUGUUUCGAGAAACCAUAGAGCCGGCCGUGCGGGGCGCACACACCCACCUCAGCACCUUCAGCUUCACGAGGGUGGACAUGGGGCAGCAGCCCCUCAGGAUCAAUGGUGUUAAGGUGUAUACUGAAAAUGUCGACAAAAGGCAGAUUAUUUUGGACCUUCAGAUUAGUUUUGUAGGGAAUUGUGAGAUCGAUCUGGAGAUCAAGCGGUACUUUUGUAGAGCUGGUGUGCAGAGUAUACAGAUUCAUGGUACAAUGCGGGUGAUCCUGGAACCAUUGAUUGGAGACAUGCCCUUAGUAGGAGCUUUGUCUAUCUUCUUCCUUAGGAAGCCACUUUUAGAAAUUAACUGGACAGGACUGACUAAUCUUCUCGACAUUCCUGGAUUGAAUGGUUUAUCAGAUACUAUCAUUUUGGAUAUAAUAUCAAACUAUCUGGUGCUUCCCAAUCGAAUCACAGUCCCUCUUGUCAGCGAAGUUCAAAUCGCUCAGCUGCGGUUUCCUGUACCAAAGGGUGUCCUGAGAAUACACUUUAUUGAAGCUCAGGAUCUUCAGGGAAAAGACACUUACCUUAAGGGACUUGUCAAGGGGAAGUCAGACCCCUACGGAGUGAUUCGAGUUGGCAACCAGAUCUUCCAGAGCAAGGUCAUCAAGGAGAACCUCAGUCCGAAGUGGAACGAGGUGUAUGAGGCUCUGGUCUAUGAACAUCCCGGACAGGAAUUGGAGAUCGAGCUCUUUGACGAAGACCCAGACAAGGAUGACUUCCUCGGAAGUCUUAUGAUUGAUCUUAUUGAAGUUGAAAAGGAGCGCCUUUUAGAUGAAUGGUUCACCCUGGAUGAGGUGCCCAGAGGGAAGCUGCACUUGAAGCUGGAGUGGCUCACGCUCAUGCCCGACGCGUCGAACCUCGAGCAGGUGCUGACAGACAUCAGAGCUGACAAAGACCAAGCCAAUGAUGGGCUGUCCUCCUCGCUGCUCAUCUUGUACUUGGACUCGGCCCGGAACCUUCCGAGUAACCCAUUAGAAUUUAACCCUGAUGUCUUGAAGAAGGCUGCAAUUCAGAAAGCUUUAAAGUCUGGGAAGAAAAUAAACAGCAACCCAAAUCCUCUUGUCCAAAUGUCAGUUGGUCACAAGGCCCAGGAGAGCAAGAUUCGGUACAAAACCAACGAACCUGUAUGGGAGGAAAAUUUCACCUUCUUCAUUCACAAUCCCAAGCGCCAGGAGCUCGAAGUAGAGGUGAGAGAUGAGCAGCACCAGUGUUCCCUGGGGAACCUCAGGAUCCCUCUCAGCCAGCUGCUCGCCCGCGAGGACAUGACCCUGAACCAGCGGUUCCAGCUCAGCAACUCAGGUCCCAACAGCUCGCUGAAGAUGAAGCUCGCCCUCAGGGUGCUCCACCUUGAGAAGCAGGAGAGGCCUCCAGACCACCAGCACUCGGCUCAAGUAAAACGGCCCUCUGUGUCCAAGGAAGGGAGGAAAGUCUCCGUCAGGCCUCAGAUGUCUGCGUCGCCGGGCUCGGGUGACAGCGGCACGGCCCCAUCCACGCCGGUCGCCGGGAGCGGCGAGAGGCCUGGCGUGGAGGAGCGAGGCCCGCCCGCGGAGGCCGGCCUGCAGGGCCCGAAGGACCUCAGCCGGAGCUCCUCCAGCCUCCAGGCGGGCCCCGCUGGCUCCCCCAGCCACGUCUCCGUCAAGGAGCCCACCCCAAGCAUCGCCUCGGACAUCUCGCUGCCCAUUGCCACGCAGGAGCUGCGGCAGAGGCUGCGCCAGCUUGAGAAUGGAACCACCCUGGGACAGUCCCCACUGGGGCAGAUCCAGCUGACCAUCCGGCACAGCUCGCAGAGGAACAAGCUGGUGGUGGUCGUGCACUCCUGCAGAAAUCUCAUCGCCUUCUCUGAGGAUGGCUCCGAUCCCUACGUCCGCCUGUAUUUGUUACCAGACAAGAGGAGGUCGGGAAGGAGGAAAACACACGUGUCAAAGAAAACACUGAAUCCUGUGUUUGAUCAGAGCUUUGAUUUCAGCGUCUCACUGCCAGACGUGCAGAGAAGAACCUUGGAUGUGGCCGUGAAGAACAGUGGCGGCUUCCUGUCCAAAGACAAAGGGCUUCUUGGCAAAGUACUGGUUGGCCUGGCAUCUGAAGAGCUCGCCAAAGGCUGGACCCAGUGGUACGACCUCACAGAAGAUGGGACGAGGCCCCACGUGGUGACGUAG